CCGCCCGCCUGCCCCUGCCCGCUGCCUCCCGCGCUGGCCCGGCCUGCCCGGCCCGCCGGGUCCCCAGCUUCAUUGGCCCCUCAGGCUCCAGCACAGCAGCCGCCCGCCCGCCUCCCCCCGCCCGCUGCCUCCAGCGCUUGGCACUGCUCCCCGCUCGCCUCCCAGCCAGGCUCAGCCCCUUGCCACCCGCCUCACCAUGGCACUGGCACCCCACCACACCGCCUGCCCCGGCAGCAUCCCUGCCUGCCCCACGCCAUGGGGAACCCCCGUGCCUCAGUUUCCCCCCAGACAAGCUGCGCCCCCACAAGUCAGGCAUUCCCCCCAUAG
Molecule: messenger RNA, 327 nt
Organism: Nipponia nippon (crested ibis)
Lineage: Eukaryota; Metazoa; Chordata; Aves; Pelecaniformes; Threskiornithidae
Source: RefSeq, a predicted model, not a curated record